Messenger RNA from Nicotiana tabacum (common tobacco), 426 nucleotides. Lineage: Eukaryota; Viridiplantae; Streptophyta; Magnoliopsida; Solanales; Solanaceae. The record is from RefSeq and is a predicted model, not a curated record.
AUGGCACGCAACCACGGAAAUGCCCUACUGACUGUGAAAAAAUGCAUCGCGGAUGCAGAUGAAACUUCAAAGAAGUCUCAUUUUGGAUUUUUCAAUCCCGUGUCUGCCAUCAAAUUACGCCUCCGAGAUAUUUCCACCGCUGACCGUGAAAAAUUGAGCGCUGUCAAUGCAUCUCCGCCAAAAACCAUCCCAGCUCGUUGCUACUACCUUCAGCUGCCUCGACUGCUUCUGCUUCACCUCACUGUCAUCAGUCACAACCCCGAUAACGGAACCACUAGGAUUAAGCUGCCAUCAGGAUCCAAGAAGAUUGUUCCCAUUGGGUGUCGUGCCAUGAUUGGUCAAGUAGCUGGAGGAGGACGUACUGAGAAGCCAAUGCUUAAGGCCGAUAAUGCAUACCACAAGUACCGGGUAAAGAGGAACUGCUAG